Messenger RNA from Beta vulgaris subsp. vulgaris (sugar beet), 2674 nucleotides. RefSeq names its product calcium-dependent mitochondrial ATP-magnesium/phosphate carrier protein 3. Gene Ontology annotation, molecular function: ATP transmembrane transporter activity; calcium ion binding. NCBI's taxonomy places the organism in Eukaryota, Viridiplantae, Streptophyta, Magnoliopsida, Caryophyllales, Amaranthaceae. Gene Ontology annotation, biological process: transmembrane transport. The record is from RefSeq and is a predicted model, not a curated record. The transcript is spliced from 4 exons. The coding region runs from base 789 to 2264 and encodes 491 amino acids.
CCCUCAAUUCAUUCCUUUUAAAAUUGGAAAGAAAUGACAUCUCAAUAAUAUCAUCAUCCGUUUGCUUUCCUUUGCUACUCCCUUAUUGCGCGUCAUAGACCUUACACUAUCUCCGAUCAAUCAGCAUCACAUUUCACAUUUCCCGAUCUCUCUUUCUCUCUCCUCGCAAUGCCUUUUUCUCUCUCCUCACCGCAAUUUUCGCCGGCAAUGCGAUGACCUGAAAUUCUCCAUUGUUGCCGGCGAGCUCGUGGAGAUCACAACUGGCUCCCGCCAUUGCUCCCCGGGUUUAGGUAAACCGUUAAGAAUUCUCUCUCUUUGAUUCUUCGAAGCUUUAAUUUCUAUUGACAAUCGUUGAAUUACUCUUUUCUUUUUGCAUUUCGGUAAGAAUUUUAAACACCGAAGUUGAGGUAUCUUCAGUUUGAGUCAUUUCACUGUUGAAUCGGAUUUUUUGGCUAUUACCUCAACGUAAUAGUGUCAAAUUAGGUCAUUAUUCAAAGAAGUUAACUCCGUUUGGCCCUUCAAAUUGAAAGGGUCAAAAUCUGGAGAAAAUUCGGUUGUAGAUUCGUUAUUCUUUGGUGGAAAAGGGAAGUCUAUUAUUUUACUCUGGAAAUUAGGGCUUUGCUUUUUUGAAACUUUCUCCUUGAUCAGAAAUUGGAAUUUGAUGGAGAAAAGAGAUGAGUCGGAUGAUUACUAGUGACAUUAUUGAACGCUUUUGACGGGGUUUAGUGGUAGUAUAAAUUGGGUUAUGUAAGUUGUGUAAGUAACUUGUGAAAUAUAAGAAAAUACCUAUGGAGGGGAAGAUGAACAAUGAUAAGGAUUCGAAGCGGUGUGAGGGUUGCAAUCCUGUGAGGAAACCUGGGCCUGUUUCAAUGGAUCAUGUUCUGUUGGCCCUUCAAGAAACUAAGGAUGAGAGGGAGCUGAGGAUUCGUAGUUUGUUCAAUUUUUUUGAUAAAUUGAGUACGGGAUUUUUGGACUAUGCCCAGAUUGAGUCUGGACUCACUGCGCUUCACAUUCCAUCCGAUUACAAGUAUGCUAGGGAUCUUUUGCAUGUUUGUGAUGCUAAUAAAGAUGGACGAGUUGAUUAUGAGGAAUUUCGGAGAUAUAUGGAUGAUAAGGAGCUCGAAUUGUAUCGCAUUUUUCAAACCAUUGAUGUGGAGCACAAUGGGUGCAUAUUACCCGAAGAGCUCUAUGAUGCACUUGUCAAAGCAGGGAUUGAGAUUAAUGACGAGGAACUUGCUCUUUUUGUUGAGCGUGUGGAUAAGGAUAAUAAUGGUGUCAUAACCUUUGAAGAAUGGAGGGACUUCCUUCUCCUUUAUCCGCAUGAAGUAACUAUUGCGAAUAUCUACCAUUACUGGGAGAGGGUCUGCCUUGUUGAUAUUGGUGAACAGACUGUUAUACCAGAAGGUGUCAGUAGGCAUCUUCACGCUGGCAGAUAUCUAAUUGCAGGGGGUAUCGCAGGUGCUGCAUCUCGUACUGCAACUGCUCCUUUGGAUCGUUUAAAAGUGCUUUUGCAAGUUCAGACGAAGGAUGCUUGCAUUAUGCCGGCAGUAAGUAAAAUAUGGAAAGAAGGAAAAGUUUUUGCCUUCUUCCGGGGCAACGGAUUAAAUGUUGUGAAGGUGGCACCUGAAAGCGCUAUUAGAUUUUACACGUAUGAAUUGCUUAAGGGAGUCAUAAUGGAUGCCAGAGGAGGAGAGAAAGCUGAUAUUGGUGGUAUGGGUCGCCUUGUUGCUGGUGGCUUAGCAGGCGCUAUUGCGCAGACUGCAAUCUAUCCGAUUGAUCUUGUGAAGACGCGGUUGCAAACACAUGAAUGUGUGGGUGGAAAAGUCCCUGGACUAGGUACGUUGACAAAGAAUAUAUGGGUCAAAGAAGGAUCACGAGCUUUCUACAAGGGUCUUUUCCCAUCCCUUCUUGGAAUCAUUCCUUAUGCGGGCAUAGAUCUUGCUGCUUAUGAAACACUGAAGGAUAUGGCUAAGCUACAUAUACUCCAAGAUAGUGAACCUGGACCUCUUGUGCAAUUGGGUUGCGGAACCAUAUCUGGUGCUGUUGGAGCAACUUGUGUUUAUCCAUUGCAGGUUGUCAGAACAAGAAUGCAAGCUAGUCAGUCAAAAGCAAGGAUGUCUGAAGUUUUCUGGACAACUUAUCAAAAGGAAAGAUUAAGGGGAUUUUACAAAGGACUGUUUCCAAACCUUCUAAAAGUGAUUCCAUCGGCAAGUAUUACUUAUCUGGUUUAUGAGGCCAUGAAAAAGCGUCUGGAAUUGGAAUAAGAUAUAACAUCGCAUAAUGUUCUCCCUUAACAUAGCCAGCUAUAUAUGCUAUGGAAUUGGCGAUAUUGGUGCUUCAAUACAUGGAUGAUAAAGAAUAAUGGUGUUCUUAUUGAGUAGAUAAAUGAUUGUUUUGAUUAUAUACAUACCACCCCAAAGUCCCUGCUUGUUUUCGUAGUAAAAUUGUGUAUUAGUAAUUUGAAUUUUCCUGUGUUCAAUCAAUGUGUCAUCAUGAUCGUUGUAUGAUCAGCAGCAUAAUAGAAACAGCUGAUUACCAAUUUUGUAGUGACUGGAGGAAGUUUGUUUUCAUAAGAACGGCCAGUACAUUUUCUUCAAAACUUCAUGUUGUACUCUUACGGCCCGUUUGGUAGAGGUUAAUAAAUGGUGAUAAUGGGAAUGAAUUUUAAGUGUAA